AUGAUUUGGUACAUGUUUGAGAAGAUUUCUGCUGCUUUGUUCCGUAACAUUCCAGCAAGUGAAGUGGAGAACGGUAGGGUUUACCUUGUGGCUGUUUUGACGGAAGAAAUAGAUUUGAACAUUAAAGAGAGCAACAACAUGCCGCAGAUCAAAAGAGUCAAGAAGGGUGUUGCAGCAGGUGUUACUGAUAUCACCCGAAUCUUCUCUCGUAACCAAGGUUCUUUGACAUCAGGUGAAGCCCACCAAUUCACAAUCAAGCUUUUCGGGUCAUAUAUCAACCAGAGAAAGACCACUGGUAAGCCAGAAAGCGACAGUGCCGUGAACAAUGGAUGGGGAGAAGCCGUUGACCGUAUCAUUGCCGGCUCUAACCAUGGUAUAGCCGUCAACCCUAGAGCUGAAAAAUUGGUGGUUUCUGUUAAAGAGUUCAAGCAUCAGUUCCACGGAAGCAGUAACUUUAACCCUGUGGGAAACAACACUCCUAUUGCUAGAAUCAAGCCCAUCUUUUACGAUCCAUUGGCUGAAAAUUACGAAAGAAUUUACUUGAAAAUUGGAAAGGUUUCUUUGUUGAGUAGCAUCACUAAAGACGACUUAUUGACGUUCGAAGUUAGCACUCCAAACAAUGAUAUGAUAGACUUGCAAAAGCAUCAAAUCAACAGGAGAAACGUUCGUGGCAGUUUGUCUCGGUCU
Meyerozyma guilliermondii ATCC 6260 is the source of this 687-nucleotide messenger RNA. RefSeq lists its product as uncharacterized. The annotation marks the transcript as partial. Gene Ontology annotation, molecular function: guanyl-nucleotide exchange factor activity; small GTPase binding. NCBI's taxonomy places the organism in Eukaryota, Fungi, Ascomycota, Pichiomycetes, Serinales, Debaryomycetaceae. Gene Ontology annotation, cellular component: cytoplasm; plasma membrane. The transcript has a single exon. The record is from RefSeq and is a predicted model, not a curated record. Gene Ontology annotation, biological process: small GTPase-mediated signal transduction.